GUGUUACCAAUUAUGUUCUCCUGUACCACCACGCUUUUGCGGAAGUCAAUACAGGCUUAUCCUGUUCCGCCCAAGACACGGCUGUACAGCCGCCGUUGGAGCACCUCCCGAACGAACCCCUACGGUCGCAUGUACUGGCGCACGUUGAUGAACGAGGACCACGCCCGACCCUCCUUUUGGGUCUCCGACUUCCGCCAUCGCUACCUCGCGCGGACGGGGACGGACUACCAGGGCAGGGUCCCCGCCUCCCCCGCCCCGGGCACCUACCAGGGCUUCACUGACGUCCACCGCAUCCUCGCGAACCAGCCGCGGCCGCAGCGCGAGUCUCGCCACCUCCCUGUGAUGCCCAUGACCCCUCGCGUCGUAUACGAGCACCUCCAGGAGAAACGAAUAGAUUUUGCGAAGAAGAUGCGACGGGAUCGAAGCCGCGUUCAGCAACUCAAGGAGACGGAGUUCUGGGGAUGGUAUAUGAAGCUCCAGCGCGUGCGUGGGCGUUGGUGCCGCGAGCAAGGGGUAUCUAGUCGUGGGGUUUACGGGCCUGCUGUCGACGCUGCUGAGUUGUGGGGAUAGGGGCCGCGUGCCUGGACUCUUUGCUUCUUUUUUAUUAUUUUCGCAGAGUUUAGUCCGUUUAUCGGUUUAUAUGAUCUCCUGUAGGGGUGUCUUGCAUUGGGAGGAACCUUUACACUUGUUGUCCCUCUGUGGAGGAGUGCUGUUAGUUAUGUGACAUGUAUGCCCA
Molecule: messenger RNA, 736 nt
Organism: Phytomonas sp. EM1
Lineage: Eukaryota; Euglenozoa; Kinetoplastea; Trypanosomatida; Trypanosomatidae
Source: the annotation of a GenBank genome assembly